UCUCGGUUUACAUUUUUAUCUCUAACAUUGUUCACGGCGGUGGUUGCGCAUGGGAGAAGGGGACGUGCGCGGUGGAGGCGGCGCCGGUCGCUGGAGUUGGGCGAUACGUGUGGCAAGGCCAAGGCAGGCGGACGAGCGGGACCUAUCGAGAGAGAUCCAAGAGGGUGGAGAGGGGAGCGGGGUUCGCACAUAGUUGGGUGAAGGAGACCGAGCCGCUCCAUUGACGCACAAUAUUGCAAGCUCAACGAGCUUCGAGAGAAUGGACGGCCUUUACUAUGUAGUAGAAGUAGAUUCUCUGGAUCUCGUCGUCCCGACAACCCACUCCUCGCUCCUCGGCGAUUUCACCGAAGCUCUCCGUCUCAGUCUCCGGCUGUAGUGUUUUAGUUUAGUAGCUGCUAGUAUUAGGAGCUUUGCCGCCUGCCGUUCAUCGGCGAUUUGUUCUUCAAGUUCUGGUAAGGUUCUUCCUUAGUUGAUCUCAGGUAUGGUUUCCCCAGAGGGUGUUGCCUGAGAUGGCUUUUGUUUCCUCCCGGUGGGUGGCUCUUUCCCCUUUCUUCUUUCUUCAUUUCUCUGGAAGCGAUCCUGAAUUUAUGCGAAGAACAAGCUACUGCGCUACCAUGACUGAGGUUCUUCCAUAUCAAGUUGCCUGGUUGCGUGAUUGAGCCGGGUCGUUUGCUGGUGUUGCUUGUUGAUGCUGCUCCCCAGUGAAUCCCGAUCUCGAUCUCGAUCCCGAUCCCGAUCCCGAUCCCGAUCCAAACGCCACCUUCAAAAUAACACUUCGAGUGUAUCGCCACCGCUGCAUUAAUCUAUUCUCUGGAUCUCGUCGUCCUGGCCCGCUGCUUCUCAUGGCUUGCUUCCGUCCUGUGACGAGCGAAGGAAUUGGGCGCCGCCCAAGAGUGGCUGUGGCCGUGGCCGUGGCCUACACCGGAGAGGAAAGCACGCGCGCGGUAAUGAAGGUCGUGUCUCAUGUCAUCAAAUCGGUGCCUGUCAAGAGAGGAGAUCCUUUUUACAUCCUCUAUCAAGUGAAUGGGAACACUGUUCAGGAUUUGGCCGGGAGAAUCGAGGCGGAUCCGAAGAAUUCGACUACUCUCCGUCGUGUGCGCAACGAGCUGAUCUCCGAAUCUAGCGAAGUAAAGACGAUCGAUCUCAAAGAUCUACACAAACUCCAUAACUUCCCUGGCUGGAGAUGGAAAGAUGUCCAACGGGAACUGUACAAUAUCAAGAAGACUGAGGUGUUAAUUCGGAUAUAUUGUGAAAAGGAUGGAGCGCUUCAUAUUUUGGCCUCUGAUCUCGGGCUUACUGACUUGUAUUUGACUGGGGACACAGAAAGCGAUGAUAUCCAUCGCAACCAUGGAUCUGGACUUACAGUGACGACAGCUACAGACAUGUUCGGCACCAUUAACAACACACAACCAGUGGCGCAAAGCUACUAACUGAGAGUGUAUCUAUACGUAGAGGAAAGCUUGUGAAAAUUACGAGCUUAAGAUGGAUCUGGAUUUUGUUUUGGUGAAUAAGUGUUUGGCACAUGUCCUGUUAGGGGUUUGAUGGGAUGCGAUAAGUUGUUAGCGAUGGCACUUGUAUAUUACUCCUCUCUAUUUUUAAAUACUUGAUGUUUUGAUUAAGAUUCGAUCAAAUUUUUAAAACUUUGAUCACUAAUAAUUUUCAAAAUAUUUAGUUUGAAAACAUAAAAAUCAUACGUGUAGAUUUGUUUUGAAAAAUAUUUUUAUAAUAUUAUAUUUUUAUUAGAUAUUAUAACUAUAUUUUAAUAGAAAAAUGGUCAAACUUUAAAAGUUUGAUUGGAUCUUAAUUAAAACGUCAAGUAUUAAAAAAUAGAGGGAGUACAAGAUUUUGCUUAGUGGAUGAAUGUAUGUUUUUUUUCGCCUUAUAAAUGUACCGGGAUGUGCCGUGCAGGGAUA
Molecule: messenger RNA, 1913 nt
Organism: Phragmites australis (common reed)
Lineage: Eukaryota; Viridiplantae; Streptophyta; Magnoliopsida; Poales; Poaceae
Exons: 4
Coding region: 843-1430 (195 amino acids)
Source: RefSeq, a predicted model, not a curated record